AUGACUGUCAGUGAAUGGAUGCGACCCAGGAUAGCCAUGCAAAAAAUUAAAAAUGUUAGCAAUGAAAAUACAAAUACAAAAGAAAUAGAUGAAUAUCAUAGAAAUUGCAAACAACAACGAACUGCGGCAGCAUGGUGUAAAACUUACGAUAUUGCAAUUUUGAAAGAAAAUUUACGCAAUUGGACCAGCGGAAAUCCUAGCGCUUUCAGCUCAAUAUAUUCUGCCAUAUGGAUGGAAGGUCCAAGGUGGAAUCUGGAUGAGGAAGCUGAAAGAUAUUGUGGAUAUGUUGUGGUGGGUCUUAUUACCAUUCAUAAACUAGGUCUUGUUCAUGGUCAUUUGCAUGGAGUGUCAUCUCAGCAAACUUAUGGCGUAAUACCUUUUGUUGCUCCAGAAAUAUUGGAUGGGAAUAGUACACCAACCAAAGAAUCUGAUAUGGCUUUGACCAACAGCAUCUCAACUUUGAUUGCUUCGGAAACUGGUAUCUCAGAAAUUUAUGAUAACCCUGAUCCAUCCGAUUUAUCUAAACAAUUUGAUGCUGUGAAGAAAUUUAGAUUUUAA
Molecule: messenger RNA, 558 nt
Organism: Rhizophagus irregularis DAOM 181602=DAOM 197198
Lineage: Eukaryota; Fungi; Glomeromycota; Glomeromycetes; Glomerales; Glomeraceae
Source: RefSeq, a predicted model, not a curated record